This is a messenger RNA of Pseudocercospora fijiensis CIRAD86, 1438 nucleotides long. RefSeq lists its product as uncharacterized. The transcript has a single exon. Lineage: Eukaryota; Fungi; Ascomycota; Dothideomycetes; Mycosphaerellales; Mycosphaerellaceae. Bases 66 to 629 code for a protein of 187 amino acids. The record is from RefSeq and is a predicted model, not a curated record.
GUCCGACCAGCCCAGAUGAUGAGCUUGUAAAGCGGCAAGACUCACAGACGCCAUCGGUUGCGGAUAUGUCAAAUCCCGGGACUCCCGAUGAGUCUGUGAGCCCUAUGCAUCAUACCGGACAGCUGCCGCCCGCAUUGGUAUCAAGCUCUUCGGACCUGGGCUCGGCAGUCUCGAUGUCUAUUAGCAACCCAUCGAUUCAGUCUGUCAUCUCUGAGGCCUCUUCAGUCAGCAGGCAUGGUGACCAGCAUGACGGAAAGGGGCAGCCAUCCUCUGACGACACGCUUCCUGCCGCGCCUCAUCAGUACCUUCACGAAGACAACAUCCAUGGCUACAGUCCUGACCAAGAGGAGGACGCUGCAGUCAACAGUGACUGCGAUGAAGAAUUUGAUUCGUCCUCCGAUAGCGACUGUGGGCUACUCAUGUCUCGGCGCAAGUCUGCGGCUAAGCAAGGUGGACAUGGUGGCUCAGCGCCACUUGGGGUGCAGAAGAAGGCGCGAAGAGGCACGGGCGUGUCAACCCGCUCCAAAAAGUCUUCGCGAAGCGGCUCCAAUAACACGAUGAAGAAAAUCCGGACACGAGAAAGCAGUGAUGAGCAAAGUCGACGCUCUCUAGACAUCAGCGAAGAGUGAUGUCCACUUCAGGAUGUACCGCGACCAGAUUUUACAACACUUUACUACACGAAUCAUCACGACACGACCUCACGAUCAACCAAUUUAUGCCGGCCUAGAAGACGGCAUCUUCGCACACCUAUUCUCAACGAUACCACACCGCUCUACCUUCGCUUCUUGUUCAUGCUUGCGAUCGACGAAUCCGGCAUCGCACGGGAUAUCAGUCGACUUUUUUCUUCUUGGCGAUGCAAGCUGUUCUUCCUGCUUGAUGUAUCCCACUUUCUUCUGGCAUGAAGUGUACGCAUAGUGGAUGCGUUGUUUUAUGUUAUGGCUGUUCUUGGUUGGAGUUUAGCGUUUCGAGCGCCGGCGUUCACAAAGAUAGAUGGGAUGGGAUGGGAUGACUGAACAGCCCAAUGUGUCGAAUGAAAUGGGACGGGUUGAUUGAGGCAUCUGGGAGGAGCAAUGCUGAAAGCAAAUGCAUGCAAAAAGGGAGGCAAAGACGUGGUUGUGGUUUCUCUGACACACUACUGAUGUUGCCAGAUUGACUGUGUAUAUCAGCAGCAUAUGGGCGUCUGCAGCCCCGGGCGGGUUUCCAUGAAUUCCGGCAUUUUGCUAUGUGUCUGUUUGGAUGAAGGGAGGAAGAUGGACGGGCCGGCAGGUGGAUGGGGUGAAUGGGAAUGAGAGAAGCGGGAGGAUGGGAUGGGUGGGUGGCUCGAUGGCAGAUUUGUUGUUGAACAUCUAUCUUCCUUUCUACCCUUACUGUCUUGGUCUUGGAGGUGGUGGCAAUGAAAGUCUUCCUCUGUAUUUUCAAAUCAAGUGACCUUCCGCGU